GGCCACCGGGCCAGUCCCUGUGCUGUGGGGCUAAGCGCCCAGCAGUGAGGACCGCCGUGCCAGUGAGCUGGCUCCGUGUGACCCUGAGUCACGGCCGGGCUUACUGGAGCCCGCCCCCCCUCCGCACACAACCCCUGGCCAGCCUGGGCGAGCUGGGGUGGGCGCUGCCCUCUGCCUGGCGGAAUGCCUGCCGCCGACCCCGACCCCCGGUGGCUUGCCACGGGCUUUCACUCCCACGGAGGAGCUGCCUCUCGUCCCACGGGCAAGUGUCCCUUCGUGAGAACCCUGACGGGGAGGCCUCCCCCUCCCCACCGGCUGGGUGGGGGUGGGAAGGGGCGGUGCAGCGGGCUGGGAGCCCGAUGAUUUCCUGCCUUCACCCGGUGCUCACCACAGCUUCCUGCCGAGGACGGGCGCCGAGGCGAGGCGAGGCCAGGCGGGCGUCUGGCCCAGGGCAGGUACCGCUGGGGUGCAGGGACCCGUCUCACGCUUGCAUGGCGUGGCUGGAGCCCUGGACCCCAGCCCGGGCCCUGGCCUGACCUAGGGGGCUAGGGUCCCCCAGAGCUUGCACAGAGCCCAGCCCCCACAGAGGGCUCCGCUGCCCCCUACCCCCCACCGCUGCGCCCUUCCCCGAGGACCUGGGCCAGGCUCUGCCCAGCAGAUGGAGGUGAACGUCCUUGGACACUCGGCGCUGGGCCUCCUGCUGGGGCCGCUCCUGGCUGUGCUGCUCAUGGCCCUGUGUGUGCGCUGCCGCCGGCUGUCAGAUUCCUACAACAGUGCCUCUUCCUCGGAUGGUUUGUAUCCCAGGAGCAUCUUGAUCAAACCGCCCUAUACCCCUGCCCCCUGGCCGGCUGUUACCUCCGUUCCACCCCUGAGCCAGCCAGACCUGCUCCCCAUCCCGAGAUCUCCGCAGCCCCCUGGGGAUUCCCACCGGAUGCCGUCUUCCCGGAGGGACUCUGGUGGCGCCCAGAGCGUGGCGAGCUACGAGAACGAGGGUACGUUUGGGCUGCCGGGGGCGGCGGGGUUGGGGGGCCCAGCCGGGUGGGGAGGCGGGGGCCUGUCUCGGGCUGUGCUGAGCUCUCCCCACCCCGUGUCGUUGCCCGCAGAGCUGGCCUGUGAGGACGCGGAUGAAGAUGAGGAUGAGGAGGACUCUCACAAUGAGGGCUACCUGGAGGUGCUUCCCGAUGACAGCCCGGCCACCAGCGGCCCUGGCCCCUCCGCCCCUGCGCCCGGAAACCCUGGUCUCCGAGACAGUGCCUUCUCCAUGGAGUCUGGCGAUGAUUACGUGAACGUGCCUGAGAGCGGGGGCAGUGCAGACGCGUCCCUGGAUGGGAGCCGGGAGUACGUGAACGUGUCCCAGGAGCUGCCCCUGGAGGCCAGGAUCCAACCUGCCACGCUGAGUGCCCCAGAGGCUGGGGACCAGGAGGAAGACGAGGAAGCUCCAGAUUAUGAGAAUCUACAGGGCCUUAAUUGAAGAUGGGGGACCUGCCUGCGGCCACACCCCCAGACCCAGCCUUGCCGGGACCCCUGGGCUAGGCAGCUGCCUCUGGAUCCUCCAGUGGAGGGAAGGGGGCGGGGGACCCCUUGGCACCCUGCCCGACAACAGCCUGAGAAUUCUCCCCCUAACUUAUUAUCACUUUGGGGUCCAGCCUGUGCCCCCCUCCCCCAGUUCUCUGCACCUUCUGACACAGCCUGAGAACAAAGUCCCCCGUCCCUGCCCUACCUUUUGUAAGAGAAGAAAGGUCCGUGUGUGGUUGGCUUUGGGGAGGGGGCCGCGUGUGUCCCUGUCCUCUGUGUGUGCGUCCUGGGGCUCCCCUCUGCAGGGGCUCCCUCUCCCCCUACCCCUGGGGUCCCAGCCAGGCUCCGUGAGAGGGCAGCUGGCGAUGGAGGGGUCUCACCUUCUGCGUGGGGCCUGGGACCCCAGUCGGCACUUGUGGGGCUCGAAUAAUCUCCGUCCUCAGCGGGGAGGGAGGUCCCCAUGGGGCGGGGGUGCAGCCACUGGCUGUGCUGGUGGUGGAGCAGGGCGCUACCAGCCACGCCCUGCCCUGCCGCUCCUGGCCUCAGUUUCUCCAUCCUCACUCACCGGACCUGACCUCCCAGGACUCUCCUACUCCGUAACCUGUUGUGGUCCUCAAUAAAACAGAACAGUGAAAAUG
This is a messenger RNA of Oryctolagus cuniculus (rabbit), 2153 nucleotides long. It is a transcript of the gene LAT, whose product is annotated as linker for activation of T cells. Gene Ontology annotation, cellular component: membrane; immunological synapse. Gene Ontology annotation, molecular function: protein kinase binding. The record is from RefSeq and is a predicted model, not a curated record. Lineage: Eukaryota; Metazoa; Chordata; Mammalia; Lagomorpha; Leporidae. Gene Ontology annotation, biological process: regulation of T cell activation; intracellular signal transduction; positive regulation of protein kinase activity.